This is a messenger RNA of Malus domestica (apple), 1154 nucleotides long. Lineage: Eukaryota; Viridiplantae; Streptophyta; Magnoliopsida; Rosales; Rosaceae. The record is from RefSeq and is a predicted model, not a curated record.
AGCCCCAUAGAAAACUCCAAACUGAAACAACUCAUACACAAACCUGCCUACUAGAGAUUGUCUCAAAACUUCAAUGACUUCCCUCUUUUCUCUCUGCCUCCUUCAGUACAUAAUAAUCGGGGCCGUUGCACAACUCCGGCCUCAUUAUUACUCUGAAACAUGCCCGCAAGCUGAAUCUGUGGUCCGAGAUGUCAUGAAAGAGGCUCUGAUCAGAGAGGCCCGGAGCCUUGCCUCUGUCAUGCGUUUCCAAUUCCAUGAUUGCUUUGUCAAUGGUUGUGAUGCUUCUAUGUUACUUGAUGACACACCAACCAUGCUUGGGGAAAAACUAGCCCUUGCAAACAUAAACUCAUUGAGAUCUUAUGAGGUUGUCGAUGAAGCGAAAGAAGCCUUGGAGAAGGUCUGUCCGGGAGUCGUUUCUUGCGCGGACAUCAUAAUCAUAGCCUCUAGAGAUGCUGUUGCUCUGACUGGCGGGCCUGAUUGGGGAGUCAAGUUAGGAAGAUUGGAUAGCUUAUCAGCUAGCCAAGAAGCCUCAGACAACGUUAUGCCAAGUCCAAGAGCCAAUGCAACCUUCCUCAUUGACCUGUUUGCCAAAUUUAAUCUUUCGGCCAAAGAUCUCGUUGCACUUUCGGGGUCGCAUUCCAUUGGCCAAGCUCGGUGUUUUUCCAUCAUGUUUCGUUUGUACAAUCAAUCCGGCACUGGCCGGCCAGACCCUGCCAUUGAACCAAAGUUUAGAGAAAAGCUAAACAAGCUUUGCCCGUUAAACGUGGACCAAAACAUCACCGGAGACCUAGAUGCUACACCUGUAGUGUUCGACAACCAGUACUUCAAGGACUUGGUUUCCGGGAGUGGGUUUCUCAAUUCGGAUCAAACGCUUUUCACAUUUCCGGAAACGAAGGGAUUUGUGCAGCAGUUUAGCAGUGAUCAAGAAGAGUUUUUCAAGGCCUUUGUGGAGGGGAUGAUAAAGAUGGGUGAUUUGCAGGUUGAGCAGCCUGGGGAGGUGAGAAGAAAUUGCAGGGUGGUUAAUAGUCAUCGUCCUGCCAGUGCCAACACAUGCAAGAGCAUUGAAGAAAUGGUAACGUUUGUAUGAAGACAUGAACAAUUGAGACAAUUGUUUGUUUAAAUGCCAUCAAUGAAUUAAAUUUUGCUAUUUUGUC